AUGCCUUUCAAACUGUCAGCUACUCUACAAGGGCAUCAAGACUCUCCAAAGGCCGUCGCUUCGCCUUCUCCAGAUCUUAUCCUCUCAGCCGCUCGUGAUUCGACUACGAUAGCAUGGUUCAGGUCAUCACCACUUGCCUUCACCCCACAAAUUUCCUUUCAGACUGUGAAGCAAUUUGUCAACGCCGUCACUUACCUCCCAGCUACUCCGGAUGUGCCACAAGGUUAUGCUGUGUCGGGUGGGCAGGAUGGUACAAUCAACAUCUGGCCUCUUGAUGGCAGCUCUAAGGAGCCCUCACACGUCUUACUCGGCCACCAAUCCAACAUCUGCGCUCUCAAUACCGGUACAGAUGGUACCAUCAUCUCAGGAUCUUGGGACGGCACUGCAAAGGUCUGGAAAGAUUUCCAGCUUGUGUACAAUUUGAAAGGGCACGAAGGCGCUGUAUGGGCCGUACUCGCACUUGACGAUGAUCAAUACUUGACCGGCGGUGCGGAUCGUAAAAUCAUCCUGUGGCAGAAAAACAAGGCGAUAAGGAUCUUCAAUGGCCACAAAGAUGCUGUUCGUGGUCUCGUCCUUAUAACCGACAUCGGUUUUGCUUCUGCCUCAAACGACACUGAAAUACUUCUCUGGACCUUCGAUGGCGAUAUAAUACACAGCCUGAAGGCGCACACAGCUUACAUAUAUUCUUUGGCUGCGCUGCCUUGUGGAGAUAUUGUCUCUGCUGGGGAGGAUCGUACGGCGCGUCUAUGGCGAGACGGCGAAUGCGCACAGACUAUCGUCCACCCCGGUAUCUCGGUGUGGUCGAUCUCAGCCAUGCCGAAUGGUGACUUCGUGACGGCCUGUAGUGACGGCCUGGUACGCGUCUUCAGCGAACAUGAGGAGCGCUGGGCUUCUGCGGAGGAUCUCAAGGAGUUCGAAGAACAAGUUGCCAACUCAGCUGUCCCUUCGGCGGAGGUCGCAGGUGUUGACAAGUCUAAACUGCCAGGAGAGGAGGCCUUGGCCAACCCAGGCCAGAAGGAUGGACAAACUAUGAUGGUCAGGGAGAACGGUGCCAUCAUGGCGUACUCGUGGGACAGCAUGAGCCGCAGCUGGCAGAAGAUCGGCGAGGUCACAGGCACGGACAAACCAAAGGCUGGCGAGAAGGUCAACUACGAAGGCAAACAAUGGGACUACGUCUUUGAUGUGGCUAUCGAGGACGGUGCUCCUGCUCUGAAACUACCUUACAACGUCAGCGAGAACCCAUACACGGCUGCUCAUCGCUUCCUGGAACGGAACGGCCUGCCCAUGCACCACCUCGAUGACACGGCACAAUUUAUUGAGCGGAACACUGAAGGGUUCCGACUAGAUGCACCUGGCGCCGUUUCGGAUCCUUUCACUGGUGGUUCACGAUACGUGGCCUCAGGAAGUUCGGUCCCAACAGGUCCUCAGGCGAGCUACUCAGAUCCAUUCACUGGCGCAUCUCGUUAUGUCGCUCCUAGUGGCGGGGGCACAUCAUCUGGUGCUUCGUUUUCGGGUGGAGAUCCGUUCACUGGUGCUUCGAGAUAUGUCAGCCCGUCGAUGCAGCCGCCGACUCCAGCACCGGUGCCGGCACAACCUAAGUCUAUUAUUCCUCGUACAGAGGGUGUGUCGCUGAAGACGGCGAAUUUGCCCGCAAUGAAGAGCAAGAUCUAUCAACUUAACGACGACUUGGCCCACGAAAUCUCAACAGCUUCACUUGUCUUAUACCCCGAAGAGAAGAAGCAUAUCGAAGAUUGUUUUGCAUACCUCACCGAGGCUACCGACGAGCGUACCAACAGGCCACCGAUGAGGAAAUUGCAAGGCGCCCACAUCGAGACUUUGGUGCAUGUCCUGCAACGUUGGCCUGACGUUCUACGCUUCCCAGUGAUCGACCUCGCUCGCUUGCUUGUCGGUCACUGUGCUCCAUUAAUCCAAUCGUCGGGAACCAGAGACACCCUCUUCGACGCACUCUUCAACGCCUCAGGAUGGCAGAGCAUUCUUCAGACGCCACGGACGAAGUCACACGACACGAACAUUUUGUUGUUAUUGAGGACGUUGACGAAUGCGUUCCAAGAGAAGACUUUGUUCCAAGACGGGGUAUGGGCGGCGAAGAUUUUCGAUACGCUGUUUGCAGCUCCUCCAGAGAAUCUGCAGAAGCAGCAGAGAGUGGCCUUUGCGUCGAUCCUGUUGAACUUCUCUUGCAUCUCAUUAGAAGAGCGCGUGGAUCCUACGAUUCGGGCGAACCAUCUGAGGUUGAUCGAUAAGGUCCUGAGGGUCGAAAGACAGGAGAGCGAACCUGCAUAUCGGGCGUUGGUAGCGCUCGGGAACGUUCUCUACGCAUCUAAGACACAGAACAACCCACUGGACGAUGCGCUCGCUGCAGAACUUAUGGACGCGGUACUGCAAGUGCCUGGAGAGCUAUUAACCGAGGACAGGGAAAAAGUAAGAUCUGAAGUGCUGGCUAUCUUCGAGCAGUGAGGACGGUGUCCCGUGUCCUGGGUGGUCAAUACGUAGGGAGAGGAGAUUGGGGACCCGCCGUUCCCUCGGUUUAUAUGGGAUACUCUACAAGAACGGACGGUAGACAUCGCUUUUUACUUGUGGGCUAGGUAGUUGACUCUUAUACUCCUGGGCUGGGUGAUUAUAUCGGUGGGGAUGGUGCUUGUUUCGUAGGUGUGGCAAUAGGGCACUGAAGAUAGGACGAGUGUAUGGAAUGGGUGCUGAUAAUUUGUAUCUUGCGAGGUUUGGGCAUUGUGAUUUGUAGCUACAUAGGGCUUGCGACGUCGCGGACAGUGAGCGGCGGAUGUCGGCAUAGUUCGAGUUCUCCAUAUAUUUCAUGGAUGUUUUAUUCGGC
Stereum hirsutum FP-91666 SS1 is the source of this 2848-nucleotide messenger RNA. Its product is annotated as PFU-domain-containing protein. NCBI's taxonomy places the organism in Eukaryota, Fungi, Basidiomycota, Agaricomycetes, Russulales, Stereaceae. Gene Ontology annotation, molecular function: ubiquitin binding. The record is from RefSeq and is a predicted model, not a curated record. The transcript has 17 exons. Gene Ontology annotation, cellular component: cytoplasm; nucleus. Gene Ontology annotation, biological process: ubiquitin recycling; proteasome-mediated ubiquitin-dependent protein catabolic process. The coding region runs from base 1 to 2475 and encodes 824 amino acids.